AAAAAAAAUCAUAAUAUAAUACAACCCUACAUAGAGUUGCAAGGCCACAUUAAUCAAAAAUUUAACAUUUUUAACCAGUAGAGGGCGACAUUGUACGUCUGUCAUGUGAUGAGUAAAGUUUUUCUCGGUCACCUGUCACUAAAAUAGUCUUGGUAUUUUAUAAACCGUGAAAAACUUGCAGAAUGGCCCAGGUACGCAGUGUUGUUCUCCACACAUUCUGGUGGCUCUUUUUGGCCACUAGCAUAGUGCUCAUCUUGCAAUUCGUUCUCACUGGCAAAGGCGAACGUGUGAGUGUUGGUUGGUUCCUUGCUUCUACAUCACCUUAUAUGUGGGCAUGUCUCGGAAUCGGCUUGUCUGUGGCAUUAUCUGUGGUGGGAGCUGCUCUGGGCAUUCACACAACAGGCACCAGCAUUGUCGGCGGUGGUGUGAAAGCUCCACGAAUAAAGACAAAGAAUUUAAUUUCGGUUAUCUUCUGUGAGGCUGUAGCUAUUUAUGGGCUUAUCACUGCUAUCGUUUUAUCCGGAUUGUUGGAAUCGUUUACAAUGUCCGCAGCAUUGGACAAUCAAUCUGUAAUGAAUAAUAACUGGUUUGGAGGAUACGUAAUGUUUGGUGCCGGAUUGGCAGUCGGUUUGGUGAACUUGUUCUGUGGUAUUGCUGUUGGCGUUGUUGGUUCCGGAGCUGCGCUUGCUGAUGCAGCUAAUUCAGCGCUAUUUGUGAAAAUUCUGAUUGUGGAAAUUUUCGGUUCAGCUAUUGGACUUUUCGGUCUGAUUGUAGGCAUAUACAUGACGUCCAAAGUUAAAAUGGGUGAUAAGAAAGACUAAAUUAAAAGAUGCGAUGCAGGAAAUUGGUACGAGCAAUUAAAAGACAGAACACAGCUCAAAGAAAAGUACCAUCAACAUAUACUAAAUUAGUCACCAUGCUCUUAACAGCAAUCAAAAAUUCCAGACAAAAACAAUGAUGAAGUUUUUCUCUUAUUCUUUGUUUUUGGAUUAUACUUAUUAUCAAAUCGUAUUAGAUGUACAUAUUUUGAUUAGUAAAAUUAAAGUUUAUCAAUAUAAAAGAGCACAAUGGAUCACUGCAAUUCGAAAUAAGCCACAAUUUACCAAACUCAUUCCACAUUAGACAAAUAUUUGAUGAGCCAAGUAUUUAAUUUUCAUAAUUUCGAUAUACAUAUGCCAAUAGGCUUGCGAAAUGAAUUGAAUGCACUGCUCAACAGCAAAUAAUAAAUUCAAUAAUAAACGAAAAACAAAACAUAAUGAAAUUACGACCACCAGACUAUCGAUUCUCUCGUUGGGGACAAACUACAAAAUCUGCUACAAACAUAAUCGACUUCGGUGUCAUCAAAUCACACAGCGUCUUGGACAUAGUUACAGUGUUUCACAGUGUUGUCUUAAGUUUAUUAUUUGUUAAAUUAAUUAAGUUAAGAUAAGUUCGUCCAUUCAAGUCCGAUUCAAACGCAUUUCAAUAGUUUAAUAUUAGUAACUUGUACAUAAGUAUCAGCAUCAAAUAAUAUCUAUACAUACAUUGAAUACAUGUGUAUGUGUUUCAAUUUACUUACUUAUACCUUGAAAUUCGAUUUGAAUCCACUUGGUGACGAACCAUACGAUAUCAUUAUCAAUAACCAUUGAAACAAGUGUGUGUUUCCUUUUUAUAAAUUAUUUAUUGUUAAUGUAUAAAUGAAUGCCCAUAAUUAUUUUAUACAUUUAACUGCGUAUUAAGAUUUAUUGUAUGUAUUAAAUAAUCCACUGUAUAAAACGGCAUAUGUUAAUGUAUAAACAAAUUUAACGAAAGUAUUCAACAAUAAAUUUAUGUUGCUGGUUCUCUUUAAAGAAA
Zeugodacus cucurbitae (melon fly) is the source of this 1833-nucleotide messenger RNA. RefSeq names its product V-type proton ATPase 21 kDa proteolipid subunit c'' (gene VhaPPA1-1). The record is from RefSeq and is a predicted model, not a curated record. Gene Ontology annotation, molecular function: proton-transporting ATPase activity, rotational mechanism. Lineage: Eukaryota; Metazoa; Arthropoda; Insecta; Diptera; Tephritidae. Bases 183 to 821 code for a protein of 212 amino acids. Gene Ontology annotation, cellular component: proton-transporting V-type ATPase, V0 domain. The transcript has 2 exons. Gene Ontology annotation, biological process: proton transmembrane transport.